AUGCCUAUGGAUGAUGUUGAUGUGGGUAAUAUUAGGAAAUUAUCGGUGCUUUUGUUUACCGCUAAAGUGGAAAACUUGAUGUGGGACAACAUGCAAGAUCCACAAGUUGAACACAACAUUUGGGUCAUAUGGAGAGGAAAGAAGUUUAAUGUGGAGAUCAACGCGGGUGCUACUCUCAAGGACCUCGGGCAUGAACUGCAAAAGUUAACUAAUGUCAAAGCAGAUACGAUGAAGCUAAUUGUUCCACAGUUUUCUGAUAAAAGCUCAAAAUUGCUAUCUCCUUUCUCUGAUGAGCAUGAGAAGUUGAGUUUAGAGGAAACUUCAAUCAUUGAGGGAAAGUCCAUCAGAAUGAUGGGAGUGUCUGAACAUGAGGUUGAUGAAGUUUUACAACAUGCAAAGACAAACUUAAGGAUAGCUGGAUUUGAUGAAGAGGAAAUGAGAUUGAGGCAGCGAAUGUCAUACAGGCCUCAUACUCUGAAACUUCCACAAGGACCUUAUAUCUUUUGUGAUUUCCGAACACUUCAACUUCCAGGAAUUGAGUUGAACCCCCCGGUGUCAGAGGCAUUGAAAAGAAUGCACAUGCUUGCUGCAGAUCCUGGAAUUAUUUCUGUCAUGAACAAGCAUCGUUGGCGUGUGGGAAUCAUGACUGAGAUGGCCCCUGUUGGUUAUGUUGGCAUAAGUCCCAAAUGCAUCCUCGGCUUCAAUAAGAACCACGGGGAGGAGAUAUCUUUGCGCCUUCGAACUGAUGACCUUAAGGGUUUCAGGAAAUAUGAAAGUAUCAAGAAAACUCUUUUGCAUGAGCUUGCUCACAUGGUAUAUUCUGAACAUGAUGCGAACUUCUAUGCUCUGGAUAAACAGUUGAACCAAGAAGCUGAAAGUUUAGAUUGGACGAGAUCAAGAAGUCACACACUGAGUGGAGUGCAGUAUUCAGAUCAUUAUGAAGAAAAUUUCUAUGUUGGAGGCAGAAGUAAUUCUUCUCAGAAGCUUGGAGGAAAUAUGUCAGAUCGGCUUCCAAGUGCUCGUACAUCUUCAGUGGCUGCUGCUUAUCAACGUCUAGCAACUGCUCAUGAUAGUGUGUCUGAAGUACAUGAAGAAUCACACCCUGAUGAUUCCAUCCCCCAUAUGAAAAAAGAAUCCAGCCAUACGGAUUUUGUGGGAAAAGGAAACUUAGAGAUCGGAAGUUCACACAAAAUUCAGUGGAAACGUGAUAUGGAGCCUGAUCCUGAUGACCAGUCUGGUAAUCAGAACAAUUUUGAGCCCAGUCCUGAUGAAUCUUCCUCUCAAUCUUUGGGAAGCAGGACACUUUUUGGACAAGAUUUUAGUGAGUCUAUGAUGUCUCAACCUGUGUCACAUUCGGUAAGUAACAGGAAGUUGGAAGGGACAGAGUCUCGUGAAGAACCAGAUGCUGAUUACAUGGAAGCUUGCCUGAAGCAUGAUGUUGUAGCUGAACCUGAACCUUUUCACUCUCACGAGAUGGAGAUUUUGGAAAGCAGGAUUCAGCUAAGGAAUAAUGUGGACGAACCAGAUCCUGAUGACUUGGAUGCAAAACCAGAUGAUUUAGGAUGUGGUUCUUAUGGAAAUAUCAUAAGACCUAACCAUGAUGAUUGUUUGGUUAGUGAAACUAUCAAAUAUGAAGCCCAUCCAAGGAAGGUUCAUAAUGAACCUGAUCCUGAUGAUUCUCAAUCAAAUGGAGUCAUUCAGGCAGAACCUGAUCCUGAUGAUUCUCAAUCAAUUGGAAUCAUUCAGGCAGAGCCUGAUCCUGAUGAUAAUUUGGUGCAUCCACGGGAAAUAUCCAGAAUGCAGAUUGAUGAACCUGAUCCAGAUGAUGAAGAAUUUCAAAGAAUUCAAGACCCUGUGACAGUUUUUUGUAAACGCUUACGGGAGAACAUUGAGUUGCUGCAAGCUGAGGUUAAUCCCACACAGACUACCACAGUCCUCCAAACUCUCUUUAAGAUAAUAAGGAAUGUGCUCGAACACCCAGGUGAGAUUAAAUACAGAAGACUGCGCAAGGCUAACCCGGCAAUCCAAAGGAAUGUGGCAAACUACAAAGCUGCCAUGGGUAUCCUUUUCCUGAUUGGCUUCAAUGAAAAUGUUGUGGAUGAAAUUGGAAGACCAGAAACUUAUCUAGUGUUGAAGCGGGAUGAUCCGGGCUUAUUAUGGCUUGCCAAGUCCUCCCUUGAGACAUGUAUUACUUUCUAG
Molecule: messenger RNA, 2199 nt
Organism: Prunus armeniaca (apricot)
Lineage: Eukaryota; Viridiplantae; Streptophyta; Magnoliopsida; Rosales; Rosaceae
Source: the annotation of a GenBank genome assembly